Molecule: messenger RNA, 4839 nt
Organism: Stylonychia lemnae
Lineage: Eukaryota; Ciliophora; Spirotrichea; Sporadotrichida; Oxytrichidae
Source: the annotation of a GenBank genome assembly
AUGGGAAUACCGAAAUUUUUUAAAUGGUUGACUCGUCGUUAUCCUUAGAUCCUUCACAACAUUAAAGUUGAAGAAGAAUGCCCCCCAAUAGACAACUUAUACUUGGAUUUGAACGGAAUUGUGCAUAAUUGUAUUCAUGGAAAUGAUGCUAAACUACAUGAAAGGGUGAGUUAGCUUAAUAAUUUUGAUGAGGUCUGGGCAAAUAUAAUGAAAGCUAUAGAUGAGAUUGUUCAUACCAUAAAACCAAAGAAGGUAUUAUUCUUAGCUGUAGAUGGAGUUGCCCCAAGAGCUAAAAUGAAUUAACAAAGAGCAAGAAGAUUCAGAACUGCUAAAGAUUCUCAAUCUUUAAUUGAAAAGUUGAUAAAGGAGGGAAAAGAGGCUACUAAGCUAUUUGAUAGUAAUGCUAUUUCUCCUGGAACCAAAUUCAUGGAGUAACUUAGCAAACAGCUAGACUUCUUCGUUUAAUACAAAUAGAAUAUUGACCCUCUCUAUUAGUAGCUAGAGAAAAUUGUAUUAUCAGAUGGCUUUGUCCCUGGUGAAGGAGAGCAUAAAAUGAUGGAUUUCAUCAGAUAAGCCAAAUAAAAUCCCAACCAUGAUCCAAAUACUAAGCAUUGCUUCUAUGGAGCUGAUGCAGAUCUUAUUAUGUUAUCACUAGUUACUCAUGAGCCUAAUUUCAUUAUUUUAAGAGAAGAACAUGUAGUUAGAAAGACCAAAUAAGGCGGAGUAUAAAGAUUAGAUUUAUAGAGAACAAAUAAUUAUUAGUUGAUCUAUGUAAAUCUUUUAAGAGAGUAUUUUUAACUUGAAUACUCAAGAGUAGCCCCUUAAAUGAGAAUGAGAUUCGAUUUAGAGCGAAUUAUUGAUGAUUUUGUGUUUUUUUGCUUCUUUAUUGGUAAUGACUUCUUGCCCUCCUUAAUAUCACUUGAUAUUGGUGAAGGUUCUCUUGAUAAUUUGAUUGAUUUAUAUAAAAAGCUGCUCCCUUAAAUGAGUAAUUAUAUUACUGAGGCCGGUAAAAUUCAUUGGGAUAGAGCAGAGCCUUUUAUCAAAAUGCUAGCUGAUCAUGAAGCAAUUAGUUUGAAGAAAAGAAUAGUUUGUAUCAGAUAGGCUAAAAGUUAAAAGCUAAUUAGUUUUGAUUCAGAAUUAAACUAGGCACAAACAACUGUUGAUAAGACUUAGAUAAUCAAACAAAAAAUAAGACAGAAGCUUAUUGAAAAAAAGAAAAAGAAAAUUUUGGGUUUGUCUUAGAAAAAGAAAGACAAGUAACUAAAAAAAUUCUUACUUUUAAAGAAAUUUGAAGAGGAUGAAGUCAAUCAAUCGCUAACACAAACGUAAAAGCAAAUUAGAGAGUAGUAAUUGCUCAAGUAUAGAAAACUUAGAGAAUAGUAAAAUGUCGAUCAUAACAUUCAAAGUUAAGGAGAACCAUUAAGUGAAGAAUCUAAGAAAAUGGAAACUCUAAAGGAACUUAUUGCAGGCCUAAAGGAGGAAUAUUUCUCAGAUCUUAAUAUUGAUGAUUUAGACGAUGAUCAAGUUAGUGACGUUAGCGAGAGCGAAUUAAAUUUAGAAAACAUUCAAGAUGUCAAUCUUAACCAAGAAAUCGAAAAUAAGAUACAAGUCAUCUAGGAUUUAAACGAUAGAUAUGCUGAGGAAAACUUAUAAUUCAUGACUGACUUUAUCUCUAUGUAUAAUGAAGACCCAACUGAAGCUAAAAAUAUGUACUACAAGGCUAAAGUCAAAUUUGAUGGAAUAAGCUCAAAGGGCAACGUUUUGAAAAAAAGAAUGCUUAAAAAGUAUAUUGAAGGUCUUCAAUGGGUGCUUUAUUAUUACUAUAGAGGAGCUCAACAUUGGAGAUGGUACUAUCCUUACCAUUAUGCCCCAAUGAUUUCAGAUAUUGAUGAAAAUAUAGUCUAAAAUUACCUUUCAGGAAAUGUUACUAUAGAUUAAUUUGAAAUUGACGAAAAUUGUGCAAAUGUCAAUGAGCCAUACACGCCCUUCCAGUAACUUCUCUCAAUAUUACCUGUCAAAAGUUUACAUCUAUUACCUUAGGAGUAUUCUCAUAUUGCAUUGGGAGUUUUGAGAAAAUAUUUCCCAGAUGAUUUUGAUAUUGAUUUUAAUGGAAGAGCUCUACCUUGGGAAGCUACUUGCUUGAUUCCUUUUGUAGAUGAGUAACUUUUCAUUGAACAUGAAUAGUAACUAUUAAAAUAAAGUCAGUUGAACCCAGAAGAUAAAGAUAGAAAUCUCAUUAGUUUUGAGUAUAAAACUUAUGUAUAUGAUCCAAAACUUGACAAAGAAUAGCGUAAACCACUUAUCAGCUCUCUAAAUUUGUUUAAUGAAAUUAAAGAAAACUUAUGUAAGAUGACUAAGGAAUCAGAAUAUGCAAGUGUUGGAAAAUUCUCAUUUGAAGCCAAAUUACUACCAGGUGUAGAAUAGCCUUGCCAGCAAUUUCCAAGUUUUAAGUAUCUUAAUGUAGCGGGCAUUACAUUUGAUGAAAAAGUUAUAAAUGAAGUGGCGUUCUAGAGAGUUUUACUUUAAAUUCCAUCUUGUAUUGAAGAGAGAUCAACUGAGGAUCUUGAAAAUUUUGUAAAUAAAUUUAUCAAAUAAGCUUCAAAAGAGAUCUAUGUAGGAUUCCCUUUCUAGGUAGAAGCUUUUCCAACAAUUUUCGAAGACUCAAAAUUCACUUACAGCGUAUUUGGAGAUGAAUAUUCUAAUGUAUAUAAGGUACAUAGAGAUUACUAAGCAUCUAAUUAGGAGAAAUAUGAAUAUCUACAGAGUAGAUAAAAGUUCAAGCUUCAAGAUUUAGGAUUUGCAAUCGAGGAUCCAAAGGUAUUUGUUAGUGUUAGCAAAGUUAUAGGAGUAGGUUUUGAUUCACACAGAUGCUAUUAUUACAAAAUAUAUGACGAGACCUAAGAUUUGAUACCUCUGUGUAUGAUCUUAAGAAAAAGAGAUCCAAAUCAUUACCUAAAUGUUAAUUUAAGAUGCAACUCUUUGCCAAAAAGCUAUACAGUUGGUUCAGAAGUAGUGUGUCUUAACAUGCAUCUCUUUGGUGUGAUUGGCAAAGUGGAACAAAUUGAUUACUAGAGGAAGAGAGUUUCAAUAAAAUUCAAUAUAGAAGAGUAGCAAAAUAAAAUUCAUGAUCCAUUUAUGGGCUAAAAGUGCUUGCUUGCUGAGAAAGAAGAUCCUCUUAAUCAAAAUAUGAGAAGAUACUGGAGUGAUAAGCAAAUUGAAGCUGAGCUAAAGCUUAGAUAAGGCAUAAUUAACAAGCUAACAGGAUCUAUCCUUGUCACUUACAAUGAUCCAUAUAAGAUGGAUAGAUAAGUUAUUGAUCUUGGCUUAAAUGUCAAAAACUAUACCAAGAAGGUUCACAUUGCUGAGUAUGUCAGAUACGUAGUCGAAGAAGACCUAGCUGACAACUAAUAUGAUGAUUAUAACCAUAAUUACCAUGCUAGAGGUGCUAGACAUCAAAGAAAACAUUGGGAAUACUCUCAAGAGUGCUUCGAUAUUAUCAAAGAAUACAUUUCAACCUAUAGAGAAGUUUAUGAUUGCCUUGUAAGAACAAUGAAAUCUAACAAACAAAUGCUCUCCCUUAAAGAUAUAUAUCCAAAGACCGACCAAUAAGAUUCAAUCCCUAGAAUAAGGUAAAUCACUACAUGGCUUGAAAAUCUUCCUAUUUCAAAACUUCCAUAUGUUGAAAUGGGAUUUGAUGUACUGAAUUAGAAUCUUCUUCAAAGUAUCGUAUCAAAGGGGCAAAAGAUAAAGGAAUCAUACCAAUCAGUAGUACUCUAAUGCAGAGAAUUGGAAAUACUAGAUUGUCACUUGCUAUUCUAAGAGUAAUUCCCUUACUGGUCCCUCCCAUUCGACUCUAAAACAACUGAUGACUUCCGAGUAGGAGAUAGAGUAAUGAACAUAAUGAGUAUGAGAAGAGAGUAUGUACCUUUUGGUUUCAGAGGAACAGUGGUUGGAAAAACCAAUGAUAAAAUUAUUGUUUUGUUUGAUGAGCAUUUCCUUGCAGGCAACAAUAUUUAUGGAAACUGCGAAAAAUAUAGAGGGGGUUUCAUAAAUCCAAACAAUCUCAUUAAUCUUACAAAGAAGUUCACUUCUAUCAUAAACAAAAAUGAAUAACUAGUUGUCAGCUUCUAAGAGCAGCCACUAACCGAAGAGGAUUAAUAAGAUCUAUAAGCUUUAUAGCAAGCUAAUCCAGAGCAUCAAGUGUUUAUUCCCUAACAAAAAACUGAAAUGAAAAUUGAUAGAAAGCCAUUUUAUAAAUAAGGACCUAAAAAUGAAAUAAAGUAAAUAUAAAAAGAAUAAGUUGAGUCUGUCUAAGUAAUACAACAGGACUAAGCUGAAAUUGUAGCAAAUCAAGGAUUAAUUCAAUAGCAAUAGCAACAAGUUAUUUAACAGCAAGUACAAAUAUAGAUGGAGGAAUAGAAGUUAGAGCAGUAUUACCAUCAAGAUCCAGCAAUCACAUCAAUCAACACCUACUAACCAAUUAAUUAUCAACAACAAUAGAAUCAGGCAGCUACAAGUGGAUUCAAUUUGAGUGUGACCUAGAGUAAUGAUUAUUUCUACUCAGAUGAUAUUGAUUUUAUUCAAUAAGAAGAUUACAGAGUAGAUGAGGAACAAGAUAUGACUCAUAACUAAUUCUAGCAAUAGCAAGAAUAGCUCAUGCAUAAUCCUGAUUUCUAAUAGCUCUUAAAUAUGAUGAAUUUAGCUCAGCAAAUGCAAUAGCCUCUUAAUCUGUUUGGUGGUAGCGGUGUGCAAACAUUAAAUCUUAACGCCCCAGAAUUCGUAUUUUAACCAACACAGAAUAAUUCAUCUAAUCAGGAGGAGGAAAAGAAAGCAGAAUGA